AUGAUGCAGUGUUCAAAAAAGCUUGUUAUGGUUCUAAAUAAAUCACAAUAUAUAAUAAAUAUAAGAAGAAAAUUUAAUAUACUAAAUGUUAUUCAUCAGUGUAAACAUGCGUCUUAUACAACAUUUAAAUAUGAGGAGAACGAAGAAGAAAAGAACACCUAUGCACAGGUAUCCCAAGACUGCUUGGGAACAGCUGUUGGUGGAAAUAGAGUAUUUGUGAUACAACCAUAUAUAAAAUGGGGUAUUAAUAAGAAAAGAAAUACUACACCUCAGUUGCAAUUAGCCGAGGCAAAAGCACUCAUUAAUACUUUAACUAAUUGGAGCGUUGUUGGUGAGAAGCUAGUUCCACUACUUACUUUGAACAAAAAUAAGUUAGUUGGUGUAGGAGCUCUUGAAACGUUGAAAGAAGAUAUUAGAAAAUGUCCACAUGUUACAUGUAUAUUUAUUAGUACAAAUUUAUUGAAAUUUGUACAAAUUGCUGAGUUGCAAAAGGCUCUUCAGUUACCAAUUUAUGAUCGUUAUUCUAUAGUCAUUCAUAUUUUCCGAGAACAUGCAAAGACGCCAGAGGCAAAAUUGCAGGUAGCUUUGGCUGAACUUCCAUACAUAAAGCAGAAAAUGAUGGAUUUAACCAAUUAUCGUAUUGGACGAAUAAACUAUACAGAAAAAAUGAAAAAUAUGCUACAAACUAGGGAAAAAAAGUUAAAAAAUGAACUACAAAGGUUAAAAGAACAUAGACAAAGGAUAAAACAGCACAGAGUUAAUUAUGGUUUUCCAAGCAUUGCUAUUAUUGGCUACACAAACGCUGGCAAGACAUCUUUGAUAAAAGCAUUAACAAAUGAUGCUUCGUUGCAACCUGAGGACAAAUUAUUUGCUACUUUAGAUACAACAGUACAUGGAGGAUUACUUCCAAAUAUGUUAAAAGUAUUAUAUAUCGAUACCAUUGGCUUUAUUCAAGAUGUACCAGAAAUUUUAAUAGAGCCAUUUAUAGUAACUUUAGAAGAUGCUACAAGUGCAGAUAUAUUAAUUCAUGUAUUUGAUGUGAGUCAUCCUGAUGUUAGAGCUCAAAUUCAACAUGUUCAGAAAACAAUAGAGACUAUGGUAGAUGAAAAUAAAGUAAUAAUUAACGUUGCUAAUAAAUGUGAUGUAGUAGAAAAAGAUGUCAUAGAAAACGUUAUACCAGAGAAUACGUUUGCCAUUUCUGCUACUAAAUUGACAGGCAUCGAUUUAUUACGAUCGAAAAUAGAAAAAGAAAUUACAAAUACACCUAAUUUAAUAAAGAGGCGUUUUAGAGUAGGAAAUGGAAGUACGGAAGCAUCGUGGUUGUACAAAGAAGCGACAGUUCUAAGUGCUGAGCCUGAUCCUAAUAAUCCACAAUACUUAAUAAUGGAUGUAUUCAUGACAUUACCUAUAUUUUAUAAAUUUAAACGAGUUUUCAAUCUCACUCGAUCUAAAUAAAUUUGUUUAAAUCUA
Molecule: messenger RNA, 1470 nt
Organism: Bombus huntii
Lineage: Eukaryota; Metazoa; Arthropoda; Insecta; Hymenoptera; Apidae
Product: putative GTP-binding protein 6
Exons: 2
Coding region: 1-1455 (484 amino acids)
Cellular component (GO): cytoplasm
Molecular function (GO): ribosome binding; GTP binding
Source: RefSeq, a predicted model, not a curated record